GGCUAUCCGUCGACGGGUUUCAUUGCCUUGAACUCGGCCCUGGUCUUCCUCAUGACCCCCGGUCUCGGCUUCUUCUACUCGGGAAUGGCCCGCUCAAAGAACGCCCUCCAUCUCAUCAUGGCCUGCUAUCUCGCCAUCGCCAUCGUGACCAUCCAGUGGGUCCUGUUCGGGUUCAGCCUUGCCUUCUCCGAAUCAAGCGGUCCGUUCAUCGGCAACUUUGCAUUCGGAGGCAUGACGGGUGUCGGCGCCAACGCUCUCGCCGUUGCUGCACCGAGUGUUCCGGCGGUCGCAUUUGCGCUCUAUCAGCUCCAGUUCGCAACCAUCACAGUGGCGCUGAUCUUUGGCUCAGUUGCCGAGCGCAUCCGACUCCUUCCGGCCAUGUUCUUCAUCUUCUUCUGGACCUCGCUCAUCUAUGAUCCCGUUGCCUAUUGGACAUGGGGUGCUCAUGGAUGGAUUCGCAACAUGGCGUGCUUGAAUCUGACCUCGCCUUCGAGUGCGCCGUGUGGAUACGGCAGUUACGAUUAUGCUGGCGGCGGUCCCGUCCAUGUCGCUUCUGGCUUCAGCGGCCUCGCCUUUGCAAUCUUUCUUGGGAAGCGCAAGAAUAUCGAAAACAUCAAGCCACACAACAUCCUCAACGUCUUCCUUGGAACAGCUCUCCUGUGGUUUGGUUGGUUCGGUUUCAAUGGAGGCUCCGCCAUCUCUGCCACUCCCCGUGCCGCCAUGGCUGCUUUCGUUACGACAGUUGCAGCUUGCGCUGGCGCCAUGUCGUGGCUGCUCUACGACUUUGUCAACAACAGAAAGCUCUCUGGCCUUGGCUUCUGCUCCGGCGCCGUUGCGGCUCUGGUCGGAAUCACCCCGUCGUCUGGAUUUGUGGCUCCGUGGGCCGCCCUGGUGAUCGGGGCCGUCUCCGGUGUGGUCUGCAACCUGUCGUGCCACAUCAAGGUCAAGUUUGGAUUCGACGACUCGCUCGAUGCGUGGGGUGUCCACGGCGUCGGCGGCUUUGUCGGCAACAUCAUGACGGGAGUGUUUGCACAAGCCUGGAUCGCCACACUCGACGGAACAUCGAUUCCCGGCGGAUGGAUGGACGGCAACUGGAUCCAAGUCGGAUACCAGCUUGCAGGAUCAAGUGCGAUUGCAGCAUACUCGUUUGUUGGCACAUACUUGAUCCUGUACCUGCUCGACUUGAUUCCCGGACUGGACUUCCGACCCACCGAGGAAGAAGAGAAGAAGGGCGGCGACAUUGCGUGUAUGGGCGAGACGGCGUAUCAGAUCCUCGAGGCCGUCGGCAUCGACCCAUCGCUCCCUGGUCCGUUCAACAACGUCACGCUCAUCCCCAGGUCCGUGGUCCCCAUCACCGAAGAGGAUGAGGACGAAGAUCCAACGGUCAUCCUGCCGUCAUCGCGAAGGACCAGUGUCAUGGCCGAGUCGAUCUCCACGACGCGUCUGCCCCAAGCCGUGCCCGAAGCUGCCGAUUCCAUGUCUCUGAACAGACAUGUGAGCGUCUAUGCCGUCUACAACCGAGGCAAGGCGACGUAUACCCGCGGAUGAGCGAUUCUGGCGGGGCACACCAGGAUCUGCAGACCACUGUAUCUCCCCUGGCUGGGGUUGUCGGCUUUCCGCACUUUGGCUGUCGUGGGCUCGAGCAAAUGCCUCGAUCCCAAAACGAAACAGGCACACCCUCUUCGAGCCAUGGCUGUCGCUUCUCUGGGCACUGAAUAUACACCAAUCCAUCACCC
This is a messenger RNA of Polychytrium aggregatum, 1736 nucleotides long. RefSeq names its product ammonium transporter AmtB-like domain-containing protein. Gene Ontology annotation, biological process: ammonium transmembrane transport. Gene Ontology annotation, molecular function: ammonium channel activity. The record is from RefSeq and is a predicted model, not a curated record. The transcript is spliced from 3 exons. Bases 52 to 1548 code for a protein of 498 amino acids. Gene Ontology annotation, cellular component: plasma membrane. NCBI's taxonomy places the organism in Eukaryota, Fungi, Chytridiomycota, Chytridiomycetes, Polychytriales.